This is a messenger RNA of Linum trigynum, 5570 nucleotides long. The record is from the annotation of a GenBank genome assembly. Lineage: Eukaryota; Viridiplantae; Streptophyta; Magnoliopsida; Malpighiales; Linaceae.
UUGUUCCAUGCAUUGACCAUUAAUGAUUUGUCAAGUCCAACUUUCAUUGGGUAGGGUGGGCAUGCUCUGGUCCGACCCGUUACCAACCCGAGUGAGGAACAAAGUCGAUCAAAAGUGUAUUUGAUCCAAUUCGAAUACCAAUUUGGUCCUAUGUUCAGUUUUUCUUUCUAGUUCAUAAGAAUUUGUGUAAUCGAAAUCGAAUUGAAGUACAUAUGAUCUUUGAUAUUUUUACGGUUUCUCGUUGGAUUGGAUUAGGUUUGCUCUUCUAAAACCAAUAGGUAUUUUAGCAAUUUUUUUUUAAAAAAUACACCCACUAUGCCGAGUUUUAAUUUAGAGAAAUGAGAUCCAACCCGACUCUUUGCCAACCCUAGUUACAAGUUACGACUUACAACCACAUGCAGUGGUGGUCGUGGAGCUAGGUUGAAGUUUUUGAAAGAAGUAAAAUUACAUGUAAAAUUUGCACAAAUUCAGGAAUUAAAAUAAUCGGUAAGACUUUAGCUUCCCCUCCCCCAAUUACGAUAAUUUAAAUCAGUCUCCUUGUUCGGAUUUCUGGCUUCGUCACUAAAUCGGCCGGCUUGUGGUCGUCGCCAGGGAUGGGUGGCCUGCCUGUGUUCAGUCGUCGUCAGUAGUCCCUCCAGGUCCAGACUUCCCACUCUGGGACUCUCGUGGUGGUGACAGCGUGAUGGGCUUCUUCGUCAAACCAAGAUCUUCGGCCCAGGCCCACCAAUACCACCCAUGUGGUAAAUCGUGGGAUUCUGUUGAAGUCGUCGUCAUCAUCAUCAUGGGUAAGAUGUAAGAAUAAGACUACUCCUUGUAUCUAAACUAAGCCUCCAUAUUCCAUUGUAGAAAGAACAUUCCCAGAAAACGACUAGCUAAUGGUGUGCACAAAGAAAAAUUUAGUAGGACGAUGCAGACUUCUCAUUGCAAGUUCAUCUCAUUCUGACAGGACACUUAGUUGGUGUCCGCCUAAUUGAGAAGUAUCGUGUUGGAAUCUUCUGGAGGAUGUGCAGCGGCCCGAUUUGGUGCAGAUCGAAUCAAACCAUGAGAAUCACGGUAUAGAAAAAGGAAAUCUUAUGACUAAGUGACAUAUAUCAUCAUUGCACUCGGUUCAGUUUGAUCUGAUCCAAAUCUCUAGUUGAACAAUUUUUUGCUUAAAAUAUUUAUAAAAUUAAUGAGACCAUUGUUAUAAGAACCGAGCCAGAUCAAUGGUCGGACCAGUAGAACCCUAAAUCAUUUACAAUAGUGGUUCGGUUCAUUAUUUGGAAGGUUAUUGAUGGACCAAAUGAUUUUUAGCGGUUCAACAUAAAGUCAAAUGAACCACCACGAUCUAACUGGUCCACUGGUUCAAUAUUUUAACAAAAAAAAAAACUUUAACAUAAACUAAGACCAUCAAACCAUAAUUAUUAUUUUAAUAAAAAUAUGAUUUUUUUUAGAUGGUUUGAAUGAUUUAUUAGAUAAUUUGGUGAUGAUAUGAAAUUGAAAUUGUCUAUGGUCAAUGAUAACUUUAUUUUCAAAUUAGUACAAUAAUUUUGUAAUGGUUAACCACUAAAUCCUAAAUCACUAACUUUUCUGGUUCAAUCUUCUGUCCGAUUCUGAAAAUAAAGGAGAUCACAGAUUGAAUCGCAUCCGUCACGUACGAAACCGAACCUAACGUUUGACUUAAAGGGGGUAAAAAAUAAAAUUUGUUCCCCUUGGAUUUUGCCCUAGGUACAGGCGUACAGCCGUCAUUCCUGUAGGUAUAUUUUUCUUUGAGGCGUCAAGCUAAAAAGAGAUAUACCACAUUUGGAUUUAUCUGCCUUUUCACCUUUACCUUUCUGUCAUAUUCAUACAUGUAUGAAGAAAAUGAUAACAAUAACAAUCCACUAAAAUCCACAAUUAGUAGCCCAAAUCCCCUUCUUUAACUACUUCAAUAAUUCAAUCCAUAGAUCACAAGUAUAAAUUAUUGAUUGAUCAUAUAAACAAUAAAAAUAAGCAAAAAUCUUCCCCUUUUCCCCACCUCCUCUCCAUUUCAUCUUCAAAUCUUUUUGUAUUCCUAUUAUAUAGACACUAGACACCCCCUUUAAUAAAAAGAACAAAAGCUUGAAAUCACUUUCCCUUCUCCAUUCAUUAUUGAAACCCCAUAAGAGAUAGAAAAGAUAGUACAAAUUUAUAUUUGUACUUAAUUAACACUUGAUUGGCGUUGUGUAUGGUGUUUAAAAAUGUGUUUAGAGAUAGAGAAUUAGAAAAGUUAUUUCGCAGACAGAGAAACGUAUUAAUGAUUAUCACUCUUAUAGAGAAAAAUAGUGAUUACCCAUCCGCGCUACUCAUCUGUAGCAGAGAUAUGCUACCUCCUCGUCGCAUACUGACAUGUUUGGUCAAAGCAUGUGUAUCGUGAAAUCAACUGUGUUGCUUAUUAUCAUGCUUUGUUACGACAAUUGGUUUCCUUGAGAAAUAAUAUCUCCACAUAUAAAGGUCACAUGAUCCCAGUUCAAUUGAGUCGACAAUAGGCUAAACUAGAAAUAAAGAAAAAAAAGAGGACCAAAUACAACGAGAAAAUGCAUUUGUUACUAUCAGAAGGAGAAAAUUUUGAGUGGGGCGGGUGUACCAGCUAGGAAUGCUGGUCUGGUGCAUCCAGCCAAUAAUACUUUGCCAUGUGUCCAAAUAACAAAAUAAGAAAUAACUGAGUCUCCUUCUUCGGUUAAUUAUUGAUAAUGGUUAAAAAUAACAAUAAUUAAAUACCCCCACUAACUCAUCGGUGAAUUAAUAACAAUUAAAUAAAACAUACCCCUUAAAAUAAUAAGAAUUAACUAUUCGUAUAUUAAACAAGUCCUACGCCGGUGGACGAUGGCUGUCGUGGAGUCUUUCGCCAUUGAUUCUGGUGAAUUUCUAGACAGCAAACCAAACGAACUCUCAUAACUUUCACGAUUGUGGUCAGUGUACCAGCUUCGAUUGCUUACCUCGCCUGGUGAUAACAAUCAUGAAUCCAGGAUCAAAGGGAGAGUACAACAAUCUACUUCAUCAAUUUCUUUUUUCUCGGUCGUGAUUUCGACAACAGAGGUGAUCUUCGCCGUCAAAGGGAACGAUUCCCUUGUUGCUAGAGCAAGGUCGAUAUGUAUAUAUUGAUUACGAACUCAAUGAGAUUGUCUUCCGAUGUCUCCUUAGCGGUGAAAUUUGUCGGAGUAACCUUCGCUUUUGUUGACUGAAAAUUCUCCAGGGAUCAAAGGCACAAAUCUUGUGGCGGUGACGCACUAUUGAACUUCUGCAGGGUUUUUUUCAAUUUCUGUUGGCAGAGCAUUCGUAUUUAAUUAUUAUCAAUUAACUAACCGAAGAAGAAGAAGGGGGUCAGUUAUUUCUUAUUAUGUUAAUUAGCCACAUGUGUCAUUGGUCGGGUGCACCAAGUAAGCAUUCCUAGCUGGCACGCCCGCCCAAUUGAAGAUUUUCUCCUAUCAGAAAAGGUUCAAACAUCAUCUAAUUCAUUUGAUAUAAUAUGAUCAGCUAUAAAUAUAAAAUUACUCGAGUUAUUACGAGGAAGUUAGCAUUAUUAUAUACUCAAUUUGAUCCGAUAUGAACGGGAUGGUUGGACAACCCUAUCCACGUAUAUACCGCCCUGUCCCAAGAAAAGCCUCGCAACAAGUUAAUCAACAAAUCAAAUCAGCAUUUUCUACAAACAAAUCAUAUAAAAACCAAACCCACACCUCAGCUCUUAAAAACUCCCCCUCUGUUCUCCCUUCCAAUCCCAGCCAUUAUUCCCGGAGAAAUCCCCGCCGGAGAAGAGUGCACGACAGAGUUUCCAGCACCAUCAUUCCUACAAAAAGUUAUUGUCUUUUCUUCUUCUUCUUCCUUCCUUUCCCGACCAAAAUUAUUCAGGGUUGACUUCAGCUUCUCUUCUUUUCACAUGUAUCUCCUCCGCCGUCUUCCCCCCUUCUUCUCUCUGCCUCUCCUCCUUCUCCUCGGCCGCGCGGCAGCGCAACCGAGCACGACCCAGGAGUACGCCCCCACGGCGCCGGAAUCCCUGAACAACUUCCAGCCAAGCUUGGCGGUGGUAAUUGGGAUUUUAAGCAUAAUGUUCUCCGUCACAUUCAUCCUCCUAGUCUACGCCAAGUUCUGCCACCGCGGCUCCUCUGCCGCCGCCCAGGCGGCAGAGCUGCUCCGUCAACAGGGCUUGGCCCGCUCUGCCUCAAGAUUCUCGGGAAUUGACAAGACUGUAAUCGAAUCACUCCCCUUCUUCCGAUUCUCCUCCCUCCGCGGCGACAGGGACGGCCUCGAGUGCGCCGUCUGCAUCUCCAAGUUCGAGGACGUCGAGAUCCUCCGGCUGCUGCCGCAGUGCAAGCACGCCUUCCACAUCAAUUGCAUCGACCAGUGGCUGGAGAAGCACUCAAGCUGCCCGAUCUGCCGGGCCAAGGUCAACGCCGAGGACCCAACAGUCUUCGCCUACUCCAACAGCAUGCGGAUGAUGUGGAGCCAAUCCACCGACGAGGAGACGGCGGCGGUGGUGGAAGCAGAUCGGGGAAUUUCUGCGGCGGAGGACGAAUUGGGGCUUUUCGUACAGAGAGAGGAGAGCGGGAGACGGUCUUCGUCGAGAUUCAGCAUCGGUGGGAGUUUUCGGAAGGCGGGGAGUAAAAGCGGCCGGAGAGAAGACCAAACUCCGAUUCUGGAGGAAACAGGGGACGAUGAAGAAAACAGGGGAAGGGGAAAAAUUGGGUACCAUAAGUUCAAUCACAGGAUUGUAGUCUCCGAUUUGGCAUUCAAGAAUCGAUGGAGCAGUGUCAGCUCUUCGGAUUUGAUGUUUCUGAGGUCCGAGAUGCUUAACGACGCUGCCGGCGAGAGAUUCUUCUCUCUGGAUCAACAACUCUACAGCCAAUCUGGCGGAGGACAGCACAAAUUGGCCGGCGCCCCGCCGGCGGCAUCGAGUAACGGCAAUAACUACUUGUCGGCGGAUGCUAAUGCUGUCAAUUACUCGAGGGAGAUUGUGAAUUCGGCGGCGGACAGGCGGGCGGUGUCGGAGCUGACGGGGGUUUCGAGAUUCAGGAGCUUGGGUGUGGAUCCCGUUGAGGGGAUGGCGGCGGCGGCGGAUGAGGAGAGGCAGAGGCAGGCGUGGAUUCCGAUAGUGCGAAGGACAGCGGAGUGGUUUGCCAACAGGGAGAAGCGGAAGACGGCGGCUGAGACGGUAGAUGUAUAGUUUAAGUCAAGGGUUUUCAUUUCUAUUUUUUUGCUGUUGAUUUGAAAUUUUUACACUACAUAAGUUUUCCUACAAAGUCAUUCACGUAACAUGAGUUGUUUAACCAAAUUUUGUUACGAGUAGCGAAACACGAUGUACAAUUAUCAUGUUAAUAAAUCAUACGGUGCGUGAUUUAUUGAGCAUGUUCUUUGUAUUAAUUUACGAACAUGAUGGUGAUUUUAGGGAGCGUACAUAGGGGCGGGCGGGCGGACCAAGAAACUUUUAUGAGGAAAAAAAUGAAUUGACUCUCUGUACUAGUUUGAAUUUGGGGUAGGGAUGGAUCCAUGGUAUUGUUAGAGUGCUUUGGGACACCCUAAAAUUUGGAGAUCUCCUAGUAGUUUGAAUUUGGAAGAAAAAAAUGUAUAGUCUUUGC